AUGGCAAGUCAUUUGCGAGUUCUUUUGAUUGCUCUAUGCAUCUUUGCACUUGAUCAACUUCUUGUUGAUGCCAUGAUCUCGAAGAGCAUGUAUGUCACAUGGGGUAAGCAACACGCGGUCGUUAAUCGCGAGGAUCUUCAACUAGUCCUCGAUCAGACGUCGGGGUCUGCUGUUCAAUCAAAGAGAAGUUUCUUGUUUGGCAGCAUUGAGAUGCUUAUUAAGUUGGUGCCUGGAAACUCUGCAGGAACUGUCACAGCCUACUAUGUUUCCUCCACGGGCGACAAACACGACGAGAUAGAUUUCGAGUUCUUAGGAAACGUUUCGGGGCAACCUUACAUUGUCCACACAAACAUCUACACACAAGGAAAGGGAAGCAAGGAGCAGCAGUUCUACCUCUGGUUCGAUCCAACGGCCGAUUUCCACAACUACACAAUUCAUUGGAACCCCACUGAGAUUGUGUGGUACGUGGAUGGCCUGCCAAUUCGCGUUUUCCGAAACUACGAGAAGGAGGGGAUUGCAUACCCCAACAAACAAGGCAUGAGAGUCUACUCCAGCUUGUGGAAUGCUGAUAACUGGGCAACCAGAGGAGGGCUGGUUAAGAUUGACUGGAACAGCUCUCCGUUUGUGGCGAAUUUGCGAAGGUUCAGGGCGAGAGCCUGCAAGUUCGAUGGACCGGCCAGCGUCACAAAAUGUGCCUCUGGCUCCCCAGGAAACUGGUGGAACAACCCUGUUUACAGCCAGCUGAGCAGUGCCAAGUUGGGUCAGCUAAACUGGGUCAGAAGUAACUACAUGAUUUAUGACUAUUGCAAGGAUACUAAGAGGUUCAAUGGCCAGAUUCCUCCCGAGUGCUUUAAACGACAGUUCUGAGGUGAAGAGAAGAUGUGUUUGAAAUGGGAAUGUGAUGUUGUUCUUGAUGAGAUGAAUGAUUAUGCUGCUCCCAACUUUUUCAUUUUUUCG
Messenger RNA from Morus notabilis, 957 nucleotides. Its product is annotated as probable xyloglucan endotransglucosylase/hydrolase protein 26. The coding region runs from base 1 to 867 and encodes 288 amino acids. The record is from RefSeq and is a predicted model, not a curated record. NCBI's taxonomy places the organism in Eukaryota, Viridiplantae, Streptophyta, Magnoliopsida, Rosales, Moraceae. Gene Ontology annotation, biological process: xyloglucan metabolic process; cell wall biogenesis. The transcript is spliced from 4 exons. Gene Ontology annotation, molecular function: xyloglucan:xyloglucosyl transferase activity; hydrolase activity, hydrolyzing O-glycosyl compounds. Gene Ontology annotation, cellular component: apoplast; cell wall.